AUGUCUAUGGGACAAAGAGCCGGCUUGCUUACUGCGUGCUAUGAAAUGGCGGGCUCAGAAAACCGCAAGCUGAUUGGAGCGGGGUUCAAGGGUUUUGUAUGCAGAGGCGUUUGCAGGGCAACCACGCGGUUUUUACUUGGCUCGUCUAUUUCAAGUGGCUUUCGGGUCGUACUAAUAGGAAUUACAGGGAGCACUGAAACCCCAGGUCCCCUCAGACAAACCCCUGGAUUCGUGGCGACCGCGCCCAUUGGAGCGGCGGGAGCUUACCCAGCCUUUGGCUGCGCCGCCUCCCGGAAACCCCGCGGCUGCUCUCGGGAGCGCGCCCCCCGACCGCUCGCGACCGCUCACGCAUGCUCCCCGCGCUCCCACGCGCGCAGGCCCUUCGCCGCCGCCGCCCACGCAGCCGCGUGCUCUGGCCGCGCGGAGUCGGCGGCUACGCUGCGCCCACCAAGCCAGCUGCCGGCGCUGGGACGAGGUCUCGGAGGAUGCUGCAGCGCGGGGCGCGUCGUCCCCCUCAGUCCACCAGAGCCCGGAUACCUAAGAAAUUCGGCUCUGGGUCUGUGGGGAGCGAAAUGCAACCCAAACUCCAUUUUGCCGAACCCCGCGCAAAUAAACACACACAAGCAUUCACACAGACGUCGCCGCGACCCGCGCCCGCCGCGGCGGAUCCCGGCCGCGUGCGGCCAGGCAAGAGGUCGGGACCCGGGAGGGGUCGCUGCUCGGGACCGGCCGCUAAACGGUGCGACGUAAGUGCCCGGCGUUACCGGCCCGGCUUAAAGGCGCAACUGCCAGCCGGAGGCCUGCAACGCCGGGGCGGGGCCAGGCCGGGCGGAACCGGCCGCGGGAGAGCGGGCAGGCGGGGGAGAUCGGAAAGGAAAAUAGCCGGGGAGGAAGA
Cervus elaphus (red deer) is the source of this 895-nucleotide messenger RNA. RefSeq lists its product as uncharacterized. Bases 1 to 750 code for a protein of 249 amino acids. Lineage: Eukaryota; Metazoa; Chordata; Mammalia; Artiodactyla; Cervidae. The transcript is spliced from 2 exons. The record is from RefSeq and is a predicted model, not a curated record.